Molecule: messenger RNA, 1680 nt
Organism: Phaedon cochleariae (mustard beetle)
Lineage: Eukaryota; Metazoa; Arthropoda; Insecta; Coleoptera; Chrysomelidae
Source: the annotation of a GenBank genome assembly
AUGACAGACGAAUCUGCAGUUGAAGUCGUCCAGGAUGUUUUCAGGACCUGCCUCCAGAAAUUCAGGAUAGAUUGUGUAAAACCAAGGACUCUGGAAUGGGUCAAAAGGGUAUCGGAAAAAAAUUCGAUAAGAAUCACAGAAGAUUUGGCUUUAGUGAAAACAUACAGUCCUGAAGUUCAGGAGAUUCGGGGUUUGCAGAAGGAUAUUCUUGAGAGUUUCGAAGACUUUUUGCAAACCCAUGAUUUAGUUGCUAAAGUUCCUUCAUUACUGAGGCCUGAUGGGCCUUUUGGAACGAUGACAAUGCUCAAAAUAUGUCUUGGAAUUUGUUUGGUAGCAUUGGUCUGCGGAUUACCAGUAGAGGAGUCUUCUUAUGCAGAAGAAAAAAGUACAGACUUCGAAGAUGACCCUCUGGGAUAUCUGCAAGAGAAGCUGAUGUCAUUCUUUGAUGGUUUCCUUGAAAAAGACCAUGUCCAAGUGAGUGAUGAUGUUGAAGUUAGCAGAAACAGUGUGAAAUUAGAUCAGGUCAGUAGUAGAGGAGCUGACUAUGAAGAAAAGCUUCAAACGUACCUCAAAACACACAAAGUUUCUAUCAAAAUGCCAUUCGUUGGAACCAUUACUAUCGGUGCAAGGAAUCUAGACAGUGAUGAACUUGAUUUCAACCUCAACUUUGGUGGUACGGAAGUAGUCGAAGGUCGCAAAUCCAAACUGAAGAAGAUCCUGAUACCAAUCCUGGUGUUCAUUCUUCUGAAGGCCAUCACUGUUGUACCUCUAGCACUGGGUGUUCUGAUUCUCAAGGCCUGGAAUGCCCUGCAGUUGUCAUUCUUUUCGUUUGUUAUUUCGACUGGUCUGGCUAUUUUUCAGUUGUGCAAGAAGAUAGCUGAAAAUAAUGCGCAUGCUCAGAUCAGUGCCCAUGGACCUUGGGAAUCACCUGUAGCAAGAAGCAUGGAAGGACAAGAAGGUAUUAAAGCCAACAGUACCAAAUUCUUUCGAUCAUUCAGUCUCUUCUCUUCGACCGGAAUACUCAAAAUGGCAGCCAAGUUCGUUUUGGGUCUGAGUUUGAUCGCAGCUGCAAGUGCUCUUCCUUCAAACAAACCAGCUUUUUGGAAAGGUACCCCACUGGACAGUCAUGUGGAGAAGAUGAAGUCUUCCUGUGUCCAGGAAGAUACCAUAGCCUGCUGGCAGUACAAAGCUUUCACGUUCUUGGACACUAUAUUACAGAAGGACUAUUUCCAAUUCGGUGGUAUGGAAGUGAAACGAAACAGCUACCCUUCGAACGAAAUAACCUCAAGGUCAGAGAACAACCUUGAGGAUGGUGUAGAAGGAUUCAUCAAGACUCACAACGUGAAGUUGAAUCUUCCGCUGAUUGCCCGCAAAAAGUCCAAGCUGAAGAAGAUCUUCAUCCCCAUCCUGGUGUUCCUGCUCCUCAAGGCCAUCACUCUGGUGCCCUUGGCCAUCGGUAUCCUCGGCUUGAAGGCCUGGAACGGCCUCCAACUGUCUUUCAUUUCGUUCAUCAUUUCCACUGGUUUGGCCAUCUUCCAGCUGUGCCAGAAGUUAGCUGCAGACGGAGCACAUGCACAUCCUCACAUUUCCGCUGCUGCACCAUGGGAAAGUCCUGUAGGUGCGCAUUAUGCUAGGAGUUUGGGAGAUGCUCAUAAGAUGGCGUAUAAUGCUUAUGAAUGA